Molecule: messenger RNA, 699 nt
Organism: Apaloderma vittatum (bar-tailed trogon)
Lineage: Eukaryota; Metazoa; Chordata; Aves; Trogoniformes; Trogonidae
Gene: CLRN2
Product: clarin 2
Exons: 3
Coding region: 1-699 (232 amino acids)
Source: RefSeq, a predicted model, not a curated record
AUGCCCGGCUGUUUUAAAAAGACCUUAUUUUCCUUGGCUUCUCUAAUAAGUUUUGCGUCUUUUAUCUUGAUUGUCGUUGCAAUGGGGACCCCAAAGUGGAUGACUGGAAAGAUCCUUUGCAAAACAGGAGCUGAGCUGGUCAAUGCCACAGAUCCAGAGCUGGUCAAAUUCAUUGGAGAAAUUUACUAUGGGCUCUUUCGGGGCGGCAAAAUACGCCAGUGUGGGUUGGGCGGGCGGCGUUCCAAAUUCACAGUUUUCCCACACAUGGUGAAAAAGCUGAAUACAGGCCUGCACGUGAUGAUUGUAAUGUUCCUCUGUGUGGCCAUUUUCUUUUCUCUGGUCAGUUUUGGAUUCUGCAUUCUUAACGCAAUAAAAGUUCCUUACCGGGCUAUUAAAGGUCCAGCAGGAGUAUGCCUUUGGAACUUCCUUGCAGGUGGAUUUAUAGCACUUGCAGUCACCAGCUUUAUGGCUGCUGUGAAACUUCAUCACCUCACAGAAAGAAUUGCCAAUUUUCGGGAAAACGUCUUUCAAUUUGUUAUCUUAGAAGAGCAGUUUGAAGACUGUUUCUGGCUUUGUGUGGCAAGUGGCACAGCACAUGCAGUAAAUUUGCUGCUAGUAGCUAUUAGUGGGAUUAAUUUCCCUAAAAUCAAGACUAAAACAGAAGAAGCAAAUGUUACAGCAGAAGAUAUAAUGUACUAA